Molecule: messenger RNA, 879 nt
Organism: Solanum dulcamara
Lineage: Eukaryota; Viridiplantae; Streptophyta; Magnoliopsida; Solanales; Solanaceae
Exons: 1
Coding region: 1-879 (292 amino acids)
Biological process (GO): DNA integration
Molecular function (GO): nucleic acid binding
Source: RefSeq, a predicted model, not a curated record
AUGGGUUCCCCAUGGCCAUUUUCCGCUUGGGGCAUGGAUGUAAUUGGACCCAUAGAGCCUCCUGCAUCAAAUGGACAUCGUUUCAUCCUUGUGGCUAUCGAUUAUUUUACAAAAUGGGUCGAAGCUUCGACAUAUAAGGCAGUAACUAAGAAAGUCGUGGCAGAUUUUGUUCGUAACAAUAUCAUUUGUCGAUUUGGGAUUCCAGAAUCAAUUAUAACAGAUAAUGCGGCCAAUCUCAAUAGCGAUCUUAUGAAGGAAAUUUGUGAGCGAUUCAAGAUUGCUCAUCAAAAUUCCACAACUUAUCGGCCACAAAUGAAUGGAGCAGUUGAAGCAGCAAACAAGAACAUCAAGAAGAUUUUGAGGAAAAUAGUGGAUGGUCACAGACAAUGGCAUGAGAAGUUACCAUAUGCUCUACUCGGUUAUCGUACCACAAUCAGAACUUCCACUGGGGAAACUCCUUAUAUGUUGGUUUAUGGUUCAGAAAUAGUAAUACCUGCUGAAGUGGAAAUACCAUCUUUAAGGAUUAUUCAAGAGGUCGGUUUAGAUGAUGCACAAUGGAUUCGCAGCAGGAUUGAACAGUUGAUGCUCAUUGAUGAGAAAAAAAUGGACGCAGUUUAUCAUGGUCAACUUUAUCAAAAUAGAAUGGCCAAAGCAUUCAACAAGAAAGUCAAGCCUCGACAGUUCACACCAGGACAAUUAGUAUUGAAAAAGAUAUUUCCUCACCAAGGAGAAGCUAAGGGGAAAUUUGCACCAAACUGGCAAAGUCCUUAUAUGGUUCAUACAGUAUUAUCCGGAGGAGCAGUAAUCUUAGCAGAAAUGGAUAGAACAGUGAGCACGAAGCCAAUCAACUCAGACUCCAUCAAGAAGUACUACAUCUGA